Emericellopsis atlantica is the source of this 1458-nucleotide messenger RNA. RefSeq names its product major facilitator superfamily domain-containing protein. The transcript has 2 exons. Gene Ontology annotation, biological process: dipeptide transport; tripeptide transport; transmembrane transport. Gene Ontology annotation, cellular component: plasma membrane. Gene Ontology annotation, molecular function: dipeptide transmembrane transporter activity; allantoate transmembrane transporter activity. NCBI's taxonomy places the organism in Eukaryota, Fungi, Ascomycota, Sordariomycetes, Hypocreales, Bionectriaceae. The record is from RefSeq and is a predicted model, not a curated record. The coding region runs from base 1 to 1458 and encodes 485 amino acids.
AUGGCGAAGCGAGUGCUGAGGAAGAUUGAUCGCACAAUCAUCCCGCUACUGUUCGUCACGUACAUGUUCAACUUUAUGGACAAGGUCAUCCUAUCCAGUGCUGCCGUGUUUGGCCUGCGCGACGACAAUAACCUCCAAGGACAGCAGUACAGCUGGCUGGGCAGCGCCUUUUACUUUGGCUACCUCAUCUGGGAGUAUCCCACGACGAUUCUCAUCGCUCGUCUGCCUACUGCCAAGUACCUUGCCGGCAACACGGUCUUUUGGGGCGUGGCCGUGGCCAUGACGGCCGCUUGCACCAACUUUGCGGGACUCGUGACUGUGCGCUUCAUGCUCGGUGUCGCAGAGGCCACCAUCACGCCGGCUUUCAUGUUCCUGACAUCGACCUGGUACACGCGUGACGAGAUGCCCUUUCGCCUGGGCAUCUGGUUCGCAGGCAACUCUGUGGGCGGACUGCUCUCCAGUUUGUUGGCCUAUGGCGUGGGCCACAUUGACGACCACGUCGGACCUUGGCGAUGGAUGUAUAUCAUCCUCGGUGUCGGCACGUUCCUCUGGUCCAUCCCAAUCUUCAUCUGGCUGCCCGACUCCAUCACCAAGGCGCGUUUCCUCAACGAGGAGGAGCGCCAGUUCGCGGCUGAUCGUGUCGUCGUCGCCGGCACGGGCAUCACGGAAAACAGCAAGUGGAAGCUCGAGCAGGUCAAAGAGUGCUUUAUGGAUCCCAAGACCUACCUCAUCCUCAGCAUCGAGCUGCUCUCGCAGAUCCCCAACGGCGGCUCGCAGUCGUUCAGCAACAUUGUCGUCAAGUCGUUUGGCUUCACCUCGCUACAGAGCACCCUCAUCAACAUCCCCUACUCCAUCCUGACAGCGAGCAUCAUCGCCGGCACAGGCUGGCUCGCCGGGCGCUUCCGAAAGGCCAACACGCUGCUCAUCAUCGCCGUCGUCCUCCCCUGCGUCACCGGCGCCGCCAUGAUCUACAACAGAGACCACAUCUCCCACGGCGUCCAGCUCUUCGCCUACUUCCUCCUCGCCCCGGGCCCGGCUGCCAUGCCUCUCAACAUGUCCCUCGUGCAGGCCAACUACCGCGGCGUCACCAAGAAGAUGACCAUGACCGCCAUGAUCUUCAUCAUGUACUGCACGGGCAACAUUGCCGGACCGCACCUGUUCCGCCAGUACGAGGCGCCCACCUACCAGACGGCCUUUCAGACCAUCAUGAUCUGCUACGCGCUCGUCAUCGUCAUGGUCCUGAUGCUCCGGGGCUACCUCAUCUGGCUGAACAAGAAGCGCGCUGCUGUGGAGGGCUUUGUUGGCAGCGCGGGCGCGGCGGGUGCGGUGGGUGACGGCAAAGUUAUCGGAGAAGAUGUGAGGAAUGUCCAGCAAGUGGUCGAGGAGGUGCAGCUAAGGCCGGAGGACUACGAGGACGUGACGGAUUGGAAGACGGUUGGCUUUCGCUAUAGGUACUAG